Molecule: messenger RNA, 2044 nt
Organism: Humulus lupulus (European hop)
Lineage: Eukaryota; Viridiplantae; Streptophyta; Magnoliopsida; Rosales; Cannabaceae
Product: protein-tyrosine sulfotransferase
Exons: 14
Coding region: 409-1926 (505 amino acids)
Cellular component (GO): membrane
Molecular function (GO): heparan sulfate 6-sulfotransferase activity
Source: RefSeq, a predicted model, not a curated record
GCUGUUGUUGUCGUACGGUCGUUUUUCCCAGGAAAAUUAAUCAUUUACCUUAAACUUUCUAUUUUCUCCCAUAUUCAAUUCAAUUCAAUUAGAGGCUCUUUUUUGUUUCCUUGCUCAGAUUUUUUUUUUUUUAAAAAAAUAGAGAGCGGGCUGGAUACCCAAUUCAAUUAGGGGCUCUUUUCUGCUUGGUUGUUCAGAUUUUUUUUUUUUUUAGGGAGAGCGGGGUGGAUAUUUAAGCCCUUCCCACUCUCCCAUUCGAAGAUCUCCAGGCGACUCUGAAAGGUGGGGUCCCUCCGCCUCAUUAAUCGUGGUGAAGGAAACGGAAUUUAUGAGCACGAGAUUACCAUAAUCGAUACUCGGGGAUGGUUUGAACUUUGGAGAGUGGUGGAGCUUCUUCUCAUCAUUUCAAUGAGGAAUAGCGUCUAUAUGGAUCCUGCUCAGAAGUUCUCCUUGCUGCUGUUAUUUCUUGGAUUGGUCUGUGUAUUAGCGAGCGCCUCUUCUCUUAAGGAUGAUUUUGAGCAUUGCGAAAGAGUUGUCCAGGAAUGGGCUUUUUCUUCUCUUGAAGAAGAAAUCAAAGCAGACAAACACACAUUAAGGGAUUUGCUGUUCUUCCUGCACGUCCCUAGAACAGGAGGACGGACAUAUUUUCAUUGUUUUUUGAGAAAGUUGUAUCCUAACUCUUUGGAGUGCCCCCGAUCUUAUGAUAAACUGCGAUUUGAUCCAAGAAAGCGCAAAUGCAGGUUGCUGGUUACUCAUGAUGACUACAGCAUGGUAUCCAAGCUUCCAAAGCAGAGCACGUCAGUAGUGACAAUACUCAGGGAUCCAGUUGACCGUGUCUUUAGUACUUAUGAAUUUUCAAUAGAAGUAGCAGCUAGGUUUUUGGUGCAUCCUAAUUUAACUUCUGCAACACAAAUGGCUAAACGAUUGCGUGCUAAAACAACUGGUGUAAGCACACUGGAUAUAUGGCCCUGGAAAUAUUUGGUUCCAUGGAUGAGGGAAGACCUUUUUGCUCGUAGAGAUACUAGAAAGCAUAGGGGCUUAAAUGACAUCAUGAGCAGUGACCCAUAUGACACGCCGGAGAUUGCUAUGCCAUUGCAUGAGUACAUUCAUGAUCCUAUUGCUCAUGACAUAGUUCACAAUGGAGCAACAUUUCAGGUUGCAGGUUUGACAAACAACUCCUAUACUCCAGAAUCACAUUUUGUGCGCCAUUGUGUGCAAAAGUACAAGGCUCUUGGUCAUCAUGUGCUUCAAGUAGCAAAGAAAAGAUUAGAUGAUAUGUUAUAUGUUGGUCUUACUGAAGAACACAGAGAAUCUGCAACCAUGUUUGCAAAUGUAGUUGGUUCGCAAGUGAUUUCCCAGCUCAGAGCAUCAAGUUCAAAAACAAAGGGAAGUGCUGGCAAGAAAUCAGAAUGGAGCUCUUUGACUUCGGAGUCCAAGUCCAAUAAUAAUAAUAUUGAUCAGAACAGCACUUCAAAUCAAAAUAGAAGUGAAAUUGCUUCACCUGAAAUUGAUGAAGCUGUAAAUGAGAAUAUGACUGUGGGAGAACUCAUGGAUUCUUAUGAAGUAUGCAUAUCUAGUUUACGCAAGUCCCAGACACAACGACGCACUUCUUCUUUGAAGAGAAUCGCACCAGCAAACUUCACCAAGGAGGCACGCCAACACAUCUCUGCUGUGGUCCUUCAACAGAUAAGGUCACUUAAUCACCUUGAUCUGGAACUCUACAAAUAUGCCCAGGGCCUUUUUGCAAAGCAGCACAGACGCACAAUGCAGAAUUUUGUUGGAAUGGAGGGAUUAGAAAGCUUGUUCAACAAUUCAUAUACCAUCUCGGGUUGGAAGCUUCUUUCAGUAGGCACAAUUGUUGUCUCACUUCUUAUCACCUUUAUACUUGUAAAUGCUCGACGAAGAACGUUGAAACUCAAGAUAUGAUUCAUCGUGUGCUGUAAUUACUAUUUACCUUAAAAAAAUUUAGGAAACAGGUGAAAGAAAAAGAACCCACAUUUUUGUAUCGGAUGCCAGUUUAUAUAAAUUGGGAUUUUUGGUGGUA